Aspergillus candidus is the source of this 585-nucleotide messenger RNA. RefSeq names its product PRKRIP1 family protein. The record is from RefSeq and is a predicted model, not a curated record. The coding region runs from base 1 to 585 and encodes 194 amino acids. The transcript has a single exon. Gene Ontology annotation, cellular component: nucleolus. Gene Ontology annotation, molecular function: protein kinase inhibitor activity; protein kinase binding; double-stranded RNA binding. Gene Ontology annotation, biological process: negative regulation of protein kinase activity. NCBI's taxonomy places the organism in Eukaryota, Fungi, Ascomycota, Eurotiomycetes, Eurotiales, Aspergillaceae.
AUGUCCGAACCAGGCCCAGAGUCCGUCCCCACCAGCGCGGACCCGCGCAGCAAACGACCCGUCAAGCGUCGCGCCAUCACACCUCACCUCGAACAAGCCACCCAAAUCAGCUCCCUCUUCCGCGACCCCGCCAAAGACAUCCGCCUUCCCGGUCCGUCCAGGGAACGGACCGCGGGGUCGAUGCCCGCCCCGCCGGAGAUCGUCGCGAACGUGCAGGGAUCCUCGGCCGGUGCGGGAUCUGGCGAGUUCCACGUUUACAAAGCGAGCCGCAGGAGGGAAUACGAGCGGCUGCGGUUAAUGCAGGGGGAGGUUGAUAGGGAGAAGGGGGACGAGGAGUGGGAGAGGAAGCAGGAGGAGAUUAGAAGGAAGGAUGAGGAGAAGACGGAGAAGAAUCGGAAGAGGAGGGGGAAGAAGAAUGCGGCGAGGAAGAAUAAGAAGGGGCCUGAUGUGAGUAUGGCUGAGCAAUCGGCUACUGGGGCGUCGGGCCAUGCGCUUGGGGGGAGUAUGGAUGGGGUCCAGAAUACGGGCUCUGAGGGGGUGGAUCGUUCCGUUGAGACGCCUGGUGUUAUCAUUCAUGAUGAUUGA